Messenger RNA from Salmo salar (Atlantic salmon), 3974 nucleotides. Lineage: Eukaryota; Metazoa; Chordata; Actinopteri; Salmoniformes; Salmonidae. The record is from RefSeq and is a predicted model, not a curated record.
ACACUGAAAUCUGCCCAGAGAAUUUGUGUCACUGCCCUAGUGCCUACUAUCAAAUCACUUUGGGCAGGCUUCACCGUACGGCCGGUGCUGGACAGGUGAAUGACUCAGGAUGGAAAAUGUACUCUAAAGGUUUUCCAUAAAAUACAUACAGAUCCCUAUAAAACUCUCUGAGUGAAGAUGGCUUUCUUCAAGAACAACUUCUGGGGGGACAAGAAUGCAGGUUUUGACUUGCUGUACCACAACAUGAAGCAUGGCCAGAUUGCGACCAAGGAGCUGGCAGAGUUUGUCCGCGAGAGGGCUGCCAUCGAGGAAACCUACUCCAAGUCCAUGAGCAAAAUGGCCAAGAUGGCAAGCAAUGGAAGCCCACUAGGGACGUUUGCCCCUAUGUGGGACGUGUUCCGGGUGUCAUCAGACAAGCUGGCUCUCUGCCACCUUGAGCUGAUGCGCAAGAUGAACGACCUCAUCCGGGACAUCAACAAAUAUGGUGACGAGCAGGUCAAAGUUCACCGCAAGACCAAGGAGGAACAGGUGGGGACCCUGGAGGCUGUUCAGGCAGUUCAGGUCCAGAAUGGUCACCUCCAGAAGUCCAGGGAGGGAUACCACUCCAAGUGUAUUGAGCUGGACAGACUGAGGAAAGAGGGAGCCCCCCAGAAAGAACUGGAGAAGGCGGAGCUGAAGUCUAAGAAAGCCGGCGAGUUGUUUGCUGUGUGUAUAGAGAAGUAUAACCGCGUGGGAGGAGACUUCGAGCAGAAGAUGAGUGAAUCAGCUCAGAAGUUCCAGGACAUUGAGGAGGCCCACCUGAGGCAGAUGAAACAGCUUAUCAAGGGAUACUCUCACUCCAUAGAGGACACCCACGUCCAGGUGGGACAGGUCCAUGAGGAGUUCAAACAGAACGUGGAGAACAUCGGCAUAGAUAACCUCAUCCAGAGGUUUGCAGAGCAGAAGGGCACAGGGAAGGACAGACCAGCCCUGGUGGGGUUUGAGGAGUACAUGACAGCUUCAGUACCUGAGGGGAGUAAGAAGAGUCGAGGAAAAGCCUUCAGGAUUCCUGGACUGGGCAAGAGGGACAAAGAGCCAGACUCAACGGAUUCGGCUGUGACGGAGACACCAGUGAGUAACUCUCCCCUGGAGGUGGAUGAGGAGGGGUUUGUCAUCCGAGCCGACGUCAGUCAGAAUGGCUGCUCCACGGAGGACAAGGAGAACGACUUCUACUCCAGCGACUCUGACUUUGACGACGAGGAGCCCAAGAAGUUCCACAUUCAGAUCCGUCCGGUGGGCAGCAGCAGCAACUCUGCUGCUACAGAGAUGGAGCUGAAGGCCACCGUGGGGGCACUCACACUGCCCCCCAACAGAGGGGUGUCAGUGAAACGUUAUCGUUCCAGAAACAGCAGUACUACAGGCCGUUCAAAGGGGGAGGGAGAGGGCGCCCCCCACAGGGAGGGAGAGCAGGACGGCCUACGCAAUUCCAUCUCCAGUCCGGAUCACAGCAGGUUGAGUUCUACUGCGUCAGGCUCAGACAGUCUCUUUGGACCUCCUCUGGAGUCGGCCUUUAAGUCCAAAAGCUUUGCUGGUAGAGAUCAGCUACCGAGAGCAGAGAGUGUCUUUGGUGCAUCUGAAUAUGCUGCCUUCUCCACUGACUCCUCCUCUCCUGAGAAUGUAGAGGACUCUGGGCUGGACUCACCUUCCCAUCAGCCCCUGGGUCCCUCCCCUGAGACAGCUGGUUGGGCAGCGUGGCCAUCGGCAGGUCAGAGUAAAGAACCAGCAGGACUGGGCAGGCCAGCAGACCCCUUCCUUACUGCCUUUAGAGACCCCUCCUCAGGACGCAGCCCCCACUCCCCCCCAGGACGACCCAGCCAGUAUCUGGGCAGCUGCUCUACGGUCCCCCCACCCCCCUCCAGACAUGGACCUCUCAGCCCUCCGUUUCCCGGUCUUCUCCCAGUCCCUGGUCCCUCCAGAGCUGGACCCGGCUCUGUGGAGCUGUACGGAGCGACCCCUUUUCCAGUGACAGUAAAACCCUUCCCACCCCCUCAUUUUGCAAGGACAUGGACAGGAAACGGGACCGUAGCGUCCCGCCCCCCAGAAUCACCUGACGACCCAUUCGCCAUCACUAUGAUUGGCAGCCCCACCCACCAGUCAGCCCUGGCUGCCGCGACAGGGGUCCUGACCCACAGUGUCAGCAGUAGUAGGCUGACCCCCAACGCCAAAUCCCUCCCCUUAUCCCAGCCGAAGAAGGAGCUGGUCCACUGGAACUCUGUCCACAACCCCUUCAGUGAGGGGACCUCGGCUGGGUCUCUGGCCCUGGGUGGAGUGGUCAAUGAGGGAGGGAGGAAGCAACGCGAGUCAUGCAGUGAAAGCGAGCCACGCAGGAGCGGCCUGCCUCUCACACUGAAUUCUGGGCCACAGGAGGACCUGUGCUUCUCUACUGACAAAGACCAGAACUGUCUGGACCUGAAUGCUCCACAGCAAUCCUGCAACAUGGGCUCACACAAAGGUUCAAAGCAUAGCUUCAGGCAACACAGUGCAGAGCUGCUGGUGGCAGCCCCCCCCAGACCAGCCAGAGCCAAGAGGUCCUCAGGCAGACUGAGUGGCUGUGAGAGAUCCAGGUCAGUGUGCUCAUCUCCUCUGCCGGACCCCAGCCCGGACUUCACCUCAUCCUCCUCCUCCAGCCCUAGUGAGUGGGGGGCCCAGACCCAUGCCACCAGCCCUGCUAGAGUGCAUCUGUCUCGCGGGCCGAGCCCAAUCUCCCUGAGCACCCAGGAGUCCUGGCCUGUGGCUGCAGCCAUCACAGAAUACAUCAACGCUUACUUCAAAGGUGGACAGCAUAACCGCUGUUUGGUGAAGAUCACAGGAGAUCUCACCAUGUCUUUUCCUGCUGGAAUAAGUUGUAUCUUCACUGCUAACCCAAACGCCCCGGUCCUCAGCUUUCGAUUGGUCAACAUCUCCCGGGUUGACCACUUUCUGCCCAAUCAGAAGCUGCUCUACAGUGACCCCUCUCAGAGUGACCCAGACACCAGGGACUUCUGGUUUAACAUGCAGGCACUGAACCUUUACCUGCAGAGAGAGGCUGAGCUCAACCCCCUGGCCUCCUACUAUAACGUGGCCCUACUCAAGUACCAGGUGUCGUCCCAGGACCCUGGUCGUGCUCCCCUCCUGUUGUCAGCAGAGUGCCAGCGGAGUGGCACAGUGACACGUGUGUCCCUGGACUAUCACUGCUGCCCGGCCACCGCCCCCUCCACCCAGCUCACUGCUGUGCAGGUGUUGCUACCCCUCGACCACACCGCCACAGACCUGCAGUGCCAUCCCCCCGCAUCCUGGAAUACUAAGGAACGACGGCUACUGUGGAAGCUACCCAACCUCUCCCCCACCAACCAAAGCAAAGGCUCUGGCACUCUGUGUGCUAGCUGGCAGUGCCUAGAGGUUCCUCGCGGCCCUCCCCCCAGCCUGGCAGUCCAGUUUGUGGGAUCGGGUGCCUCCCUUUCGGGCAUGGACGUGGAGCUGGUGGGCAACCGUUACCGCAUGUCCCUGGUAAAGAAGAGAUUUGCAACAGGGAAGUACAUGGCAGGCUGUACCUUGUGAGGAGUAGUAGGAAUGCCCAGGUCACCGUUGGGAGUUCCUGGAGUACACAUUGCACUUUUAGGCCUCUGGGCCAUACCGACCUAGACGCCCAAGAGGGAGAGAAGACAGACCAGGAUGGUUUUGACGUUGGGACCACACAUCAUGCUCACUCUUUUCCCCCCAAACUUGUCGUGUAUGGUGUCCUGACCGCUAAGGACCAAACUCAUUUUGGGACCUUGACUUUAUUAUUUUUGUAUCUUUCAGCCCUGCGUCGUACACAUAAUCCUUCUCUCUUUGUACUGAAUCCUGUUCUGUUUGCAUUGUGUGCCUUUUAUCAGCAGUUUGAAAACUGGAUGUAAGAAGUUGGUUUUAUUGAAGAGAAAUUGUUUAUGAAUAAACAUACUACUUGUCAAACAGAA